This is a messenger RNA of Trematosphaeria pertusa, 2133 nucleotides long. RefSeq names its product sugar transporter. Gene Ontology annotation, cellular component: membrane. Gene Ontology annotation, biological process: carbohydrate transport; transmembrane transport. Lineage: Eukaryota; Fungi; Ascomycota; Dothideomycetes; Pleosporales; Trematosphaeriaceae. Gene Ontology annotation, molecular function: carbohydrate:proton symporter activity. The transcript has 2 exons. The coding region runs from base 382 to 2064 and encodes 560 amino acids. The record is from RefSeq and is a predicted model, not a curated record.
CGCAGACCGGCCUGGAAUAUUCCUUCGCCCGAGGUUUCGGCACCACGUCGGCAUUCCAACGACCAUCGCCAUACCUAGGUGCUAACCCAAAGAAGGAUAAUGCUAACCCGAAGAAGGAAGGUAACACUCGCCCGUCCAACCACAGCGCAAAGCAACUCUCCGAACUCCACUUCUACCACGCGACCAACAACCCUGGCUCGAGCGACCAUUUCCCCGCAAAAUUUUAUGGCUUAAAAGCUUCCUGUUUCCCUGUCACCAUGCACCUUUUGUUCCUCAGGUUCCAGGUCCCAGGUCCGCCAUUCUCCCCCUUCCCCUUCCCCAGCUUCUCGGUCCUUGGUGCGCCAUUGGCAGUGCCGCUGACAGUAGUUGCACAAGGGCAAAAUGGCUGAAGAGAAGGAAAUCCAGCCCACGGGCACCGAUAUCCCUACCGACACCGACCACAAGAAGGCAGCCGAUAAGGUCAUCAACGAUGCGCGUCUCGCCACUGAAAAAGAGCACUCCAUGAGCCUAUGGCAAGGUCUCAAGCUCUACCCAAAGGCCAUCGGAUGGUCGGUCCUCAUCAGCACCUGCAUCGCCAUGGAGGGCUACGACGUCUGCCUCCUGUCCAACUUCUACGGCUUCCCGCCGUUCCAGAAGAAGUAUGGGGAGCAGCUUUCCGACGGCAGCUACGAGAUCUCGGCGCCGUGGCAAGCGGGGUUGAGCAAUGGUGUUACUGUUGGCGAGAUUAUUGGGCUGAUGAUUAAUGGGUGGGUGAGCGAAAGAUAUGGCUACAGGUAUACCGUUAUUACGUGCUUGGUGCUGAUUAUUGCCUUCACGGCGAUUUUCUUUACGGCACAGACCGUGGUGCAUUUGUUGGUUGCGGAAAUCCUUUGUGGGAUUCCGUGGGGGGUUUUCCAGACGCUGACGAUUACUUAUGCGAGUGAGGUUUGUCCGGUGGCGCUGAGAGGCUAUCUUACGACGUAUGUGAACUUCUGCUGGGGUCUGGGCCAAGUUAUCGGUAUUGGAGUUAUCCGUUCCAUGCUGUCACGAGACGACGAAUGGUCCUACAGAAUCCCCUAUGCCCUACAAUGGAUGUGGCCCGUUCCACUCUGUAUUGGCGUCUGGCUCGCCCCGGAGUCUCCCUGGUGGCUAGUCCGUAAAGGGCGCCUCGACGACGCCAAAAACGCCCUUCUACGCCUCACAAACCUAAACCGCGAAACCGACUUCGACGCUGACGAAACAGUCGCUAUGAUGGUCCACACGACCGCCCUCGAAGAGAAAAUCACCCAAGGCGCCACCUACCUCGACUGCUUCAAAGGCACCGAUCUGCGCCGCACAGAAAUCGUCUGCAUGGCUUGGGCAAUUCAGAAUCUUAGCGGUAACGCCUUCUCCGGCUAUUCAUCCUACUUCCUGCAACAAGCCGGGCUCCCUCCGUCGACGUCGUACGACUUCGCCCUCGGUCAGUACGGCAUCAACAUGGCAGGCGUGCUCGGCGCGUGGUGGCUUAUGAAAGCUGGUCUAGGUCGGCGGACGCUGUAUCUCGGCGGACUUUGCGGUCUCUGCGCCAUGCUCUUUGUCAUGGGCUUCCUUGGCCUCGUCCCAGAAUCGCACCGACAACAAGGCGCCAUGGCCACUGGAGCCAUCAUGAUCGUCUGGGCCAUGUUCUACCAGCUCACCGUCGGCACCGUCUGCUACUCGCUCGUCGCCGAACUCUCAACGCGGCGCCUGCAGAUCAAAACCGUAGUGCUUGGCCGCAACCUGUACAACGUCGUGGGCAUCAUCUGCAGCGUUCUCUCACCCUACAUGCUCAACCCGUCCGCGUGGAACUGGAAAAACUACACGGGUUUCUUCUGGGGAGGCAUUUGCUUCUGCUGUAUUAUAUAUACGUAUUUCAGGUUGCCGGAGCCGAAGGGACGGACGUUCGCGGAGCUGGAUUUGCUGUUUGAGAAGGGCGUGCCGGCGAGGAAGUUUUCGAGUACAAGGAUUGAUGUGUUUGAGGAGACGCAUGUCGAGGAUACGGGCAUCUUUCAUCAGUAUGAGGAGAAGGUUGAGGCGGUGCAUAGGGAGGGGUCGAUUGUUGCAUAGGCGGGGCUGUGGAGGAGGGGAUUGGUUCGCGGGAGGGGUGGAGCGCUGGGUGGGUUUGUUGCGGCUUCU